AUGGUUGGUCCCAAGCAGAUGGGUCACUCGGGUCAGAAAAAAUUACCUGCAAGAUCCCAUCGUUCUGCAUCCUGCAAGUGUUUAGCAGCAGCAAUAAUGAUAGGUCGCAUUGCCUUAUCCAAGUUCAAAGAUAUAUUAAAAGGCAGUUCAUUUGUCAAUCAUCGAAGCUUUUUUCGGCUCAUAACAAUGUCCUUGUCCUUGCACAGCUGUCAUUCUACCCUUCUCCUCAGGCCCCUAAGAUCUCCUCGAAAGACAUCAACUCCCGGCGUCGAUCAUGUCAGUGGUAGAAAUAAGCCUGUCAAUUUUGCCUGA
Messenger RNA from Sclerotinia sclerotiorum 1980 UF-70, 312 nucleotides. RefSeq lists its product with no specific name. The record is from RefSeq and is a predicted model, not a curated record. Bases 1 to 312 code for a protein of 103 amino acids. NCBI's taxonomy places the organism in Eukaryota, Fungi, Ascomycota, Leotiomycetes, Helotiales, Sclerotiniaceae. The transcript has 2 exons.